Messenger RNA from Zychaea mexicana, 1353 nucleotides. RefSeq lists its product as uncharacterized. NCBI's taxonomy places the organism in Eukaryota, Fungi, Mucoromycota, Mucoromycetes, Mucorales, Lichtheimiaceae. The transcript has 3 exons. The record is from RefSeq and is a predicted model, not a curated record. Bases 1 to 1353 code for a protein of 450 amino acids. Gene Ontology annotation, molecular function: glycerol kinase activity. Gene Ontology annotation, cellular component: mitochondrion. Gene Ontology annotation, biological process: glycerol metabolic process; glycerol-3-phosphate biosynthetic process; triglyceride metabolic process.
AUGGAACAUGCCGUACGCAAGCUCAACGCUCUUGGCUACUCGGCAUCCGACAUCCAAUCGAUCGGUAUCACCAAUCAGCGCGAAACAGUCCUUGUCUGGGACAAGCUCACAGGUCAACCCAUUUACCCGGCUAUUAUCUGGAGCGACGGCCGCACAGCAGAUACAGUACAAAAGCUUGCCUCGUCAAGUGACAAGGGCAAGCUUGCAUUGCAACACAUUUGUGGUUUACCCCUGACAACGUACUUUUCAGCUGUCAAAUUACGGUGGCUGCUAGAUAACAUUCCUGAGGUGGCAGAAGCCAAAGAACAGGGUCGUCUGCAGUUUGGCACCCUGGAUACCUGGCUCAUCUAUAAUCUGACUGGCGGAGUCGAUGCAGGCGUCGUAGUUACAGAUGUGACCAAUGCGAGCCGUACCAUGCUAAUGGAUAUCCACACUCUGCAAUGGAGCGAAGAAGCACUGCAAUUUUUUGGUGUCGAGAACUUGCACCUGCCCAAACUCGUAUCUUCAUCUGAAAUCUAUGGGAACAUUGCCAGCGGCGCACUGGAAGGUAUUCCUAUCGCCGGCUGUCUUGGCGACCAGCAAGCAGCCCUUGUAGGCCAGAAAUGCUUCAAGCGCGGCGAUGCCAAAAACACAUACGGCACCGGCUGCUUCAUGCUCUUCAACACCGGCAACAAGCCCGUCAUAUCACAGCAUGGUCUGCUCUCGACUGUUGCAUACCAAUUUGGCCAAAACUCGACUCCAUCCUACGCCCUUGAAGGAUCUGUCGCAGUGGCAGGCUCCUCCAUCAGCUGGCUGCGCGAUAAUCUCAAACUGAUCAACUCUGUCGACCAACUGAACGAACUUGCCGCUGAAGUACAAGACACUGCCGGUGUGUAUUUCGUCACUGCAUUCGCCGGUCUGUUUGCACCUUACUGGCGUGACGAUGCACGCGGCACCAUCUGUGGUUUGACCCAGUUUACAACACUGCAUCAUAUUGCUCGUGCUACAUUGGAGGCCGUGUGCUACCAGUCGCGUGCUAUUCUGGAUGCCAUGAACAAGGAGAGCAACACGCCCCUGCGAUCGCUCAAGGUCGACGGCGGUAUCUCCAACUCGGACCUCUGCAUGCAGAUCCAAUCUGAUAUCCUCGGCAUCAACGUCGAUCGUCCCAGUAUGCGCGAGUCCACUGCUCUGGGCUCGGCCAUCGCUGCUGGUUUGGCCGUUGGCGUAUGGGGGUCUAUCGAGGAGUUGGAACACGUCAACAACAAGGACCGAACUACUUUCGAACCACAGAUCGAUAGUGAGAAACGUGGCAAAAUGUACGAUGGCUGGCAAGAAGCUGUCAAGCGCUCGUUUGGCUGGACUUCUGCUGUCUAA